AUGAUGGCAGGAAGUAGUGACCUAUCCGGUGGUACUGGUGAGAAGUUGACAAAUGCAACAAUAGUGGUAGCUGGUUCUGCUGCAUUGCUUGCCUCUUUACUAUCAAUCGUGUCGGUUUGGUUGCAAACUAAAAACUAUCGAAAACCUCUUUUACAACGCUAUGUCAUUCGAAUCCUACUUAUGGUACCGAUAUACUCAAUCUCGUCAUGGACUAGUCUAGUUUCUAGAGAGGCAGCGAUGUUUAUCGAUCCUAUUCGUGAUGUGUAUGAGGCUUUCACAAUUUACACUUUCUUUCAACUCCUUAUAAACUUCCUCGGGGGUGAACGAGCAUUGAUUAUUAUGAUGCAUGGACGAGAACCGGUUCACCACCUUUGGCCAUUGAACCACGUCUUUCCUAAGGUCGAUAUAUCCGACCCUCAUACAUUUUUGGCCAUCAAGCGCGGAAUUCUACAGUAUGCUUGGCUGAAGCCCCUUCUUGGACUUUCAGCUAUAAUCAUGAAAGCUACUGGAGUAUAUUCUGAGGGUACCAUUUCCUUAACCUCUGGUUAUAUGUGGAGUGGUAUUAUUUAUAAUAUUAGUGUCACACUAAGUCUAUAUUCACUCGGAAUGUUUUGGGUUAUCAUGUCUAAAGAUUUACAACCUUUUCGACCUGUACCGAAAUUUUUGUGCAUCAAGCUCAUUAUAUUUGCCUCAUACUGGCAAGGAUUUCUUCUUUCGAUCCUGGUCUUUCUCGGCGCAAUUCCAGACAAUGUGGAGGAUUAUACAGCCGAUAGUCUCGCUGCGGCAAUACAAGAUGCCUUGAUCUGUAUCGAGAUGCCUAUUUUUGCCAUUGGACAUUGGUAUGCCUUUUCAUGGCACGACUAUGCAGAUGUCACUAUAUCUGCAGCUAGAAUGCCGGUCCGCUACGCUAUUCGGGAUGCCUUUGGCAUUCGUGAUCUCAUUGAGGACACGAAAGAGACAUUCAGUGGAAAGAAAUAUGAAUAUCGGUUAUUUGAUUCAGGGGACAACGUCUUGGCCCAUGAAGGAUCUUCGUCAAGAGUAGCUCGGAUGAUGGAAGGUAUGCGAUACGAGCGUGGUGGGAAAGGAAAGUAUUGGAUUCCCAAACCAGGCGAAGCAACCGCAAGAACACCGUUGCUUGGAAACAAUGCCGGAUCUCCUGGAAGCCAAUCUCCCGUACAACCCCGUGAUGGCGAUUCUGAUUACAUGGGGUGGGGAGACGGUGGGGUAGAACAGCAAGGUCUUGAUCCUGAAGAAGAAGGUCUUUAUGAGAGAGCUAGACAACUGGAAUUCGGGGAUUGGAACUAUCAUGUGAUUACUGCUCAUGAACCGUCAAGGGAAAGAUGGCUCACUGGGCAGCCUGAUCUUUUGACAACCUCGGCAAAUCGUCAUCUCCUUCAGCCUACUGAUGACAAUCGUAUCCGAAGAGCCAGUAACAUUAGAGAAACGGUCGAGGAUGUCACUAAACGAACUAAGAGAAAGUCUUCAAGGAACAGUCGAAGCAGAGAUUCCAAAGGCAAGAAUAAAGAAAAUUCGCCGCUGAGUGAAGAAGGAAGAGCGCCAAUGCUCAAAGGCAUGUUGCGACAGCAUUCGUCUGCCUCUAGUUCAGCCAAAUCCGACAGAAGCCAAUUAGUCGAUGUCAUAGUCGAGGAUACUGCGGCAGAAGAAACCGAAAGAGUUCGGGCUCGCAAAGAAGGAAGCUCGGGAUGGAAUGAAACUGAGCCCCGACGUUUUGUGCGAACAUAUGGAGAUGGUACAGGUGAGGACAUCCGGGAAGGAUUCGAGCCCAAUGAUGAUGCAGAGGCUGUGGAUUCCAAGCCAGGUGUUGAUGAAGAGUUCGCAGUUGAUGGGGAUAAGAAUCAUGGUAGUGAUCAGGACAACUCGGAGGAAUCACGCCAUUGGAAUGAAGCUCGACAAGAGAAUGUGUUAUUAAAGCCUAAAUACGGAGUUGACGGAGAGGCGUUUGAGAAUGUUUGGGGUAGUGGAGAACCAUCGACUCCUCCACGGGAAAACCCCUGA
Messenger RNA from Botrytis byssoidea, 2016 nucleotides. RefSeq lists its product as uncharacterized. NCBI's taxonomy places the organism in Eukaryota, Fungi, Ascomycota, Leotiomycetes, Helotiales, Sclerotiniaceae. Gene Ontology annotation, molecular function: transporter activity. Bases 1 to 2016 code for a protein of 671 amino acids. Gene Ontology annotation, biological process: transport. The record is from RefSeq and is a predicted model, not a curated record. The transcript is spliced from 7 exons.